Molecule: messenger RNA, 858 nt
Organism: Mesocestoides corti
Lineage: Eukaryota; Metazoa; Platyhelminthes; Cestoda; Cyclophyllidea; Mesocestoididae
Source: the annotation of a GenBank genome assembly
AUGGAUGUCUUACUGUUUCUUGUGUACGUCCUCUUCGCAGCGCUCUACCUCGCUGUGAAAGGGCUCGUGAAGGCAGUUUUGGUCUCGGUUACCUGGGUGACUUCCAAGAUUCUCCUGCGUUUUCGUCGACUCUGUCGAGAGAUCGUCGGUGCUGUUGACACAUCAUGGAUUCCGUGCAGCUACUUCGCUUCCGUUUGUGACAACGAAGUACCUCCGGCCACACGCCUUGUCGAGGGACCGCGUUUGAGCAAGACCGAUGUGUGCCAAGUUGAGGUACUGGAGGCCACUCCAGAGAGUUGUAAGGCCUUUCAACCGGACACUCGUCGUCUUUGCCAACAGAACAUUCACAUGGUCAGAAAAGACUUCUUCAAAAUUGCAGGUGUUCGGUAUGUGGUCGAGCCGCGAGUCUCCACAGUCCAGAGUGCAGCCACAUCGAUCGCGAAAUGCUCCACGAUCACCACGUUCGCCAGUGUGAAGGAAAACCGUUCACUCGCUACGAAGCAUAUCCUCAUCGAGGAGAUUAAACUUGUGGAGCACUCUGGUGGUGAGUUCUUCAACCUUGUCGAUUUUUCAUCUGCUGUCUGCUCUGCCGGCCUCGAAGUUGGUUCCUUUCUUGUCUCGGUCGACGACGGAAAUCAUAUAGUCGACCGACGCAACAUGGCGAACGUUCCAACGGGCGCUGGAGGCAAUUUAUGGGCCGUCUCUCGCACCGCUUCAGGGCAGCGGGACUCAAUACCUGUGUAUAGCGUGUUCACUGUUGUACAUAAAUACAUUGUUCGUGUUGUUCUCAUGGCGCUUCUGCCUGUCUCUGCGAAUGACCAGGUUCGGUUGAUCAAGUGGCAGUUCACACCAGCCUAG